Molecule: messenger RNA, 1074 nt
Organism: Hirsutella rhossiliensis
Lineage: Eukaryota; Fungi; Ascomycota; Sordariomycetes; Hypocreales; Ophiocordycipitaceae
Exons: 5
Coding region: 1-1074 (357 amino acids)
Molecular function (GO): DNA binding
Source: RefSeq, a predicted model, not a curated record
AUGUCUGCCUCGGCCCUGGACAGAACCGCAGCUGCCAGAGGCAGGAUGGACGCCCGACAGACACUCGGAAGGCCGGUUCUCCGAAGCGCCGCAUCGCUACUCAAGUCUAGAACCCAGGGCCCCGUUAGAUUCCCGCCGUUCGAAGAUGUCGGCGCACACAUCAUGCAGGAAAUCGUGGCUUAUCAGAUCAGCUCGUUUGGUCAAAUACAGCAGUGCAGUGAACACAUCCCAUACAACAGUACGAAGAAAAACUUUUACGAAAAGACUGGCCGGGAAAGCAUUGAAGCCUUCAAGUACGAGUUUCGGGUUCCCGGCCAACAGGCCACCUACAAGGUCAUGUGGGACUACAACAUAGGCCUCGUCCGCAUGACGCCGUUCUUCAAAUGUCUGGGAUAUCCGAAGAUGCUGGAGAAGAACCCGGGGCUACGAGAGAUAUCUCCCAGCAUCACCGGGGGCUCAGUAAGCGCUCAAGGGUACUGGAUGCCGUAUCGAUGUGCCCGAGCCGUCUGUGCAACGUUCUGCCACGAUAUCGCUGGGGCUUUGAUCCCCUUAUUCGGCCCCGAAUUCCCGUUGGAAUGCACGCCGCCCGAUUCUCAGUUCUUCGGAGACAUGGUCAUCAGCCAUCAACUUGUCGUCGAGGCGACGAUGGAGGCUGAAGCAUCCCGUCACGCCUACGAAUCGAGAAAGGAAGCGGCUCUGAACGGAUCUAUGUACCAACCUACUUAUCGUACCCAGGUCCCCAACUCCCCAAAUCGGGCUGUGAUAGGGCCCGGAACGGCCACGGAGCCCUGGGUCAUCAAGCGGCGGCGGCCAGAUCAAGAAUGCUCGAACGAUGCGUACGCUCCGACGAGAGCAAAGGCAGCCAGGGUGGGGUUUGACGCCACGGUACGGCAGAAACACGAAAACGACGAUCAUGGGCGGAAGGGAAAGAUGGCCCGCAGCGCAAGAGAAGAAUACGCUGCGGCGGCGGUCCUGGUUGAGCUACAAACGACAGGCUUGGGCGCCGCUGCGGAUCCUCUCGUGGGCGGCCAUGCGACACACCUCAGACACGCAAGAACGGAAAACGCGAGUUGA